Molecule: messenger RNA, 1715 nt
Organism: Galeopterus variegatus (Sunda flying lemur)
Lineage: Eukaryota; Metazoa; Chordata; Mammalia; Dermoptera; Cynocephalidae
Gene: SARAF
Product: store-operated calcium entry-associated regulatory factor
Exons: 5
Coding region: 3-917 (304 amino acids)
Biological process (GO): regulation of store-operated calcium entry
Cellular component (GO): endoplasmic reticulum membrane
Source: RefSeq, a predicted model, not a curated record
GGAUGUUGUUGCGCGAUGUAAAAGCUCUUACCCUCCACUAUGACCGUUAUACCACUUCCCGAAGGCUCGAUCCAAUCCCACAGUUGAAAUGUGUUGGAGGCACAGCUGGUUGUGAUUCUUACACCCCCAAAGUCAUACAGUGUCAGAACAAAGGCUGGGAUGGUUAUGAUGUACAGUGGGAAUGUAAGACGGACUUAGAUAUUGCAUACAAAUUUGGUAAAACCGUGGUGAGCUGUGAAGGCUAUGAAUCCUCUGAAGAUCAGUAUGUACUCAGAGGUUCCUGUGGCUUGGAGUAUAACUUAGAUUAUACGGAACUUGGCCUGAAGAAAUUGAAAGAAUCUGGAAAACGGCACGGCUUUACCUCUUUCUCUGAUUUUUAUUAUAAGUGGUACUCUGCAGAUUCCUGUGGCACUGGUGGAUUGAUUACCAUCGUGGUGCUACUUACUAUUGCCUUUGUAGUUUAUAAGUUGUUCCUUAGUGAUACUCAGUGUUCUCCUCCACCAUAUUCUGAGUAUCCUCCAUAUUCCCACCGCUCUCAGAGAUUCACCAACUCAGCAGGACCCCCUCCCCCAGGCUUUAAGUCUGAAUUCACAGGACCGCAGCAUACUGGCCAUGGUGCAACUUCUGGUUUUGGCACUGCUUUCGCAGGACAACAAGGAUGUGAAAAUACAGGACCUGGGUUCUGGACUGGCCUGGGAACUGGAGGAAUAUUAGGAUAUUUGUUUGGCAGCAAUAGAGCGGCGACGCCCUUUUCAGACUCGUGGUACUACCCGUCUCACCCUCCGUCGUACUCCAGCCCGUGGAGUAGUCGUGCCUACUCACCGGUUCGUGGGGGCUCAGGGAGCUAUUCGGCGUGCUCCAACUCAGAGACAAGAACCAGAACUGCAUCAGGAUAUGGUGGUACCAGAAGACGCUAAAGUAGAAAGUUGAAGUCAAACAUUGGAUGCAAAAUUUCUGAUUUUUCAUCGCUUUCUCUUUAAAGAAAGUGCUACCUGCUAACAACUGGGGAGAGAGAAUAGCCAAAACUUCUGUUGUGUUUUGUCCUUUAUAGCUUUUUGUAUUCUAUUAUUUGAGGCUAAGAGUUGAUAUAUGACAAAAUGCUUAUGUAAUGUAUUUUGUGUAACAUGCAGAUAUGUAUUGCAGUUUUUGAAAGUGAUGAUUACUGUGGAAUGCUGAAACUAUAUUGCUUAAUUUUUAAAGCCUGUGAUGCCAUAAGAAGCAUUAAGAAUGAAGGUGUUAUACCAAUCGAAACUGAGUAUGGAAAAUUUGAUCUUAGGUGGUUUUAGUUGAUGAGUCAUUUAUUACCACGUAGAAACAGUAUUCUAUUUGGUAUUAUGUUAUUUAGUGUUUGCUGUUCCUCAAACAUUUAAACCAAGCUUUGGAGUACUAAUUAUGCUAAUUCGUGGGUUCUAAUCACUUUUGAGCUCUGAAACUUUGAAUCCUUCAAUGGUGUGGUGGGCUUCUGGUAAGUGAGAAUUACCUUUUAUAGGAAAAGGUAGAAAAUAAGCAUCUAGAAGGUUGUUGUGAUGAUUGUGUGCUGACAAAAAAAGCUUGAAACCUCCAUAUUCAGUUCCUAAGAGGUAAAGUGCAGAUGCUUCAACAAAGGUCUUUUAAUAGCAAAAGCAUGCAGUUCUCUGUGGAAUCUCAAAUAUUGUUCUAACAGUCUGUUUCAACCUUACAUUAAAAUGACAAAAUAAAUAAAAGCAAACAAGGGA